GACAACGGUGUGUAAUGGCUAUAUGAGCAGGUCUUAAGGAAAUGUGGGAGGAGCCCAGUGCAGAUAAAGAGUAUUAGUCAAGGCCAUUAGGACUCAGUGGAUUAUAGUAAUCCAGUGGAUUGACCAUCGGGAUUUUGCAGCACUCGAAUGCAAGGCGAGAUGGAAUACAGUGCUGUGAAAGUUUUCUUCCUCACCCUAUUGCUGAUCAAUAAAGGUCCUAUAAGAGCUCAGUCCCAGCAGCCGAUCGAAGACAAUGAAAGCUGGACGACGAAUGCUUGCAAAUGCAACUGUGAUGCAGACGAGUCCACCACCGAGAAGACUUCCAUCUUAUCUGCCCCAGGCUGGGUCCAAGAAAUGCACUGUAUGCCAGAAUGCCCAUAUCACAGACCCCUGGGCUUUGAGGCAGGAUCGAUUACUUCUGACCAAAUCAGCUGCUCUAAUCAAGAUCAGUACACGGGUUGGUUCUCCUCAUGGACUCCCAGCAAGGCCAGGCUAAACAACCAGGGGUUUGGAUGUGCCUGGUUGUCGAAGUACCAGGACACCAACCAGUGGCUGCAGAUUGACCUCAAGGAGGUGAAAGUGGUGUCUGGGAUCAUUACACAAGGACGCUGCGAUGCGGAAGAGUGGAUCACCAAGUACAGCGUGCAGUACCGUAUCAGUGAGAACCUCAACUGGAUCUACUACAAAGAUCAGACAGGGAACAACAGGGUGUUUUACGGUAAUUCUGAUCGGUCCUCUUCGGUCCAGAACCUGCUGCGUCCUCCCAUUGUGACACGCUACCUCCGAAUCAUCCCUCUGGGCUGGCACACACGCAUCGCUAUCCGCAUGGAGCUUCUACUGUGCAUGAAGAAGUGCACCUAAUGGAACACAUUGCCCCAGUUUACUUUCCAGAUGUGGCAGUCUGACCCUAUUUCUUUACGUCAAUAGAUGUGUGUUUAACUUACAGCAUCAUCAUCUUUCUUAGAGACAUACUACAUUCUAUAUUACUUUGUGUAUUAUUAUUGUUCGAGUAAGUUCCUAAGUAUCUAAUAAGAAAGGGUGGAGGGGGAUUUGUGGUAUUGUCUCUAUAUCUGUAUAUGUUUAAAUGUGUAAUUUAUCCUCUUGUUUGUAAUAUAGAGAAAGACUGCCAACCCACAGGAGGUCAAAUAUCUUGUAAGAAAAAGAAAUACAUUAAUUAUACUCCUGUUUACUUUAGAUAGCACUAAGAAAAAACAUCAAACCAACAAUUAGGUUAGUAAUAUUAUUAAUGUUAUUUAUUCAUGAUUUUCACUGAAGUCUGAAGAGAUGUGGAAACAGUAAAUAUGUUUACUGUAUAUAUAUUUUGUUAGGUGUGAUUAAUGGUGUAUUGGGCGGUGUGAAGUAUUAGCUUGGAUUAUUAGCAACUUUCCAUCUAAUUCCCAAAAGCAUGUGGAGGUAGGCUGCAAUUGAGUCCUAAUAUAUUUACCAUUUCAUGUUAACUGACUAUAUUUUACUAAUUAAUUUUUCGGUUGGUGGCUUAGUGGUUAGCAUGUUUGCCUCACACCUCCAGGGUUGGGGGUUCGAUUCCCACCUCCGCCUUGUGUGUGGAGUUUGCAUGAUCUCCCCGUGCCUUGGGGGUUUCCUCCG
Tachysurus fulvidraco (yellow catfish) is the source of this 1605-nucleotide messenger RNA. It is a transcript of the gene rs1a, whose product is annotated as retinoschisin 1a. The transcript is spliced from 6 exons. Bases 148 to 861 code for a protein of 237 amino acids. The record is from RefSeq and is a predicted model, not a curated record. Lineage: Eukaryota; Metazoa; Chordata; Actinopteri; Siluriformes; Bagridae.